CAUGGCGGCCCCCGGGGCCCUCAGCGCGGCCCCGCGCCGCGCCCGGCCCGGCCGGCGGGGAGGGACACGGCCCUCUGCAGCCAUGAGGGGCUUAUGGCGUGUCCGUGUAUAGAUACACGUGUGCUUGCGUGUGUAUAUCUAUGUGUCUGUGCGCCUAAGUACGCGCACGCAGGUGUGCGCGCAGGGCUCGGUGUGUGAACGCCCUCAGACAGGGAAAUCGGGAUGUGCCAGCAAAACCUCCGCUGGUUGUCUGGUGUCCUGUGUGUUUCCUGUCUCUGCUGCCACUGCAGGAAGCCAGGGCGUUGUUGUUUCCUGCCUGUUGGAGAUGCAGUGUUCUCCGGUGAAGUUAUCCUUGGGGAAUUGUGGGGGUGUCGGGCACAGAGGAGCUGCUAGUGCGGAAAAAUCGUGCUUGCCAUUGGAAAGCAGUUGUUACAAUUAGAACUGGUGAGCAGAAGACUUGUUUUUAAUGAAAUAUCCGGUAUGUGCUGAGAAACAAAUCAGAAAACACAGCCAAAAGCUAAUGUCGUCUGAAACACACACGGACAGUCCAGAGGUGCCAAUGGAAAAUACCCCGUUCCCUGAAGUUCCUGAUGUGGAAGGAAAGGCAAAGUCAAAUGACAAUCCACUAGAGAGACUGGAGGCGGGCUCAGGCAAGGAAGAAUGCCUUGAGUCCAUGUCCAAGAGGCAAAGGAAGAAGCUGUUGAAGCAGAAGCAGUGGGAAGAACAGAAAGAUCUACGGAGGCAGAAACGAAAAGAAAAACGCCAGAAGAGAAAACUAGAACGUCAGUCAAAAUUGGAUUCCAGUAGUGAGGGGAAUGACAGAAAGUGCAUGCGCAGGGAAGUUGUUCCUAGCACGCUUCGCCUCAUUGUGGACUGCAGCUUUGAUGACCUGAUGGUGUUAAAGGAUGUGAAGAAGCUUCACAAGCAGAUUCAGAGAUGUUACGCAGAAAACCGCAAGGCAUUUCAUCCUGUGCAGUUUUACUUGACCAGCCAUGGGGGACAGUUGAAGACCAACAUGAACGAAAAUGACAAAGGAUGGGUGAAUUGGAAGGAUAUCCAAAUUAGAUCAGAGCACUAUAGUGAGCUAAUAAAGAAAGAAGACCUAGUAUAUCUUACCUCAGAUUCCCCAGACGUUCUCAGAGAGCUUGAUGAGAAGAAAGCCUAUGUGAUUGGAGGACUGGUGGAUCACAAUCACCACAAGGGAAUUACUUACAGAAAAGCUGUAGAGCAGGGAAUUGGUCAUGCACACCUGCCACUUGGAAACUUUGUCAAAAUGAACAGUCGGAAAGUGUUAGCUGUCAAUCAUGUAUUUGAGAUCAUCCUUGCAUACCUGGAGAAGAGAGACUGGAAGGAGGCCUUUUUCAGUGUCCUGCCACAGAGGAAAGGGGCUGUUCCUUUGGGAGAAGCCAAUGAUUCAUCCAAACAUGCUCUGUCUGGAAAAGAAGAUGAAGACAAUGACUCGGACAGCAACUAGGCUUCAGAACUGGAUGGUGGGAAACAUGAGACAUGCAGUUCGUUGAAUAAAACUGGGCCAUGAAGUAGUUUUACUUCAAAGACCAUCCGCAGCCCUUGUAAUGCUGAAUUGUCUCUGUGCUCAGUAGUCCCAGAGCUGUUUCUGUGCAUGAAGGGUUAAGUUAAAUUCAGGUUUUUACCCUGAAACAUCAAUAUAAUAGCUUUUUAAAAAGAGGAAAAAAAAAGGAAAAUGCAGCAUUGCUUUUUUCCCAGGGAAGCUGUUAAGUUUUUAAAUAUUAUUUUUUAUACAUACCGUGUUGGUUGUAAAUGCCAAGAGCAUUAGUAGUUAAUAUUUUAAUGUAUACAUUCUUGUCUUCAUUUCUGUUCAAAAGUUUUUUUUAAAAGCAAUGAAUGACAAGUGUUCCUUUGGUUCCAAAACCUGUACCACUAGUGCCUGCUGCAAAGUGUGCAUGAGCACUCAAAACAAAAAUUCUGAUUUUCCUAAGCAUCUCAACAGACAAUCACAAGCAACUGAACCACCUGAUUUAUAUAUUGUGUUUAGUUAGCUGGGGUCAGUAGGUGAAGUAUGAAUGUGGGGUUAAGCCAGUGCUUUAUACUUGAGCUUAACAAUGGGUGUUAGCACAGGUGCAAAUCAUGUGCCUUGAUGGGCACAUGGUGCACACUGAAGUGACUCAAUCACUUUUGAUUAUUUCUUCAUGUUCUCAGCAAAAUUUAUCACACAGCCUCAGAACACCAGGAGAGAGGAACUCUUCCUUACAGGUCACUCAGAUUCAGUAUUACUGUGUAACCACAGGAUCCUGUAUGUAUUGUAUUGUCUAUCAAAUAUUUUUCCUUUAAAAAAAAAAAGUCACAAUCUUAGUCUUGGCUGGAUGUUCUGAUUCAUCAGCUGACUUCAGUGCUGUGACAAAGUAGUGGACAUCUUGGAAGUGAGGCUUUGCUGCAGCCCUGUGAGCCUGCCUAUCCCUUCUCAAGGAAGUAGCCAGGUAGCUGCAGUGCCUGAAUAAGUGCAGCUCUCACACAGGUUUCUCAUGCCUGAAGAGCAUGAGGUCAUGGCAUCCUAAGUGUUCCUCUCUGCUGAGCUGCAGUCAGAGGGCUGAUUCAAGUAUGAUUUGCCUUGUGCCCAUUUUUCUCCUUUUCAUUGUUACUGCUUUCAAAUGGAGACUGCAAGUGGGAUCCCUGUGGGUCCCUAUGGUAUGUAAAGGCUUGGCACCCAACUGGUAAUGACUUAAACGCUUAGUGCACUUCUCUCUACACUUUCUAAAAGGCCAAUAGAAAAAUUUCUUCUGUCAAAAGGAUGGAUUGUGGUUUGUUGCUAAACUUCCACAGGGCUUUUCUUAGGCUUUACAAAACUUAGAUUGCUUUGUUGCCAAAACUAGAUCAGCCUUUUCACAAAAACAUUGCUGGUUUUAUUUCUGUAACAAAAAAAGGCAGCAUAAGUGUAUCCAGCAUGUAUUACACUAAUUCUCUAACUGAAAUGUGUAAAAUUGCAAGGAAUUACACCUUUACAGCUGAGAGAACCUCAUAUUAAUGCAAGUAGCACCUACUAAACCUGAUCUAAGACUCCUCAGUCUGUCCAAGGUUUCCUUAAGACUAUUUCAUACAUGUGCCUCAUUGACUCAGGCUUGAGAGUGUAGGAGCAGAUGGCUCAGACAAACUGGGGACUUUUAGAGACAUGCUGAAAGGGUUCCAAAGCAUCUUACAGAACUGUUGUACAACUCAAAACACAGCCUUACAACUUUACCAGUGAAGUUAGAUACACACACCCACACACAUACCGGUGUUUUUAAAUCCAGCUAUUUAAAUCAUACCUGUCUAUGGUGAAAUAGAAGGAAAACACGGUCUGGGGUGUGUUGCUAUUCAGAGGCUGCUCAUGCCAGCUGCCCUGUGUCACAACAGCUCAGUGGCUGCUGCCUGUACAUCCACAUUGUUUAUCUCACCCACACAAUGGGGUCUUCCUGUCCCCCAUCAUAAGAAGUGUGGCCAGCAGCUCAAGGGAGGUGAUCCUCCUGCUCUGUUCUGAUGAGACCCCACCUGGACUGCUGUGGCCAGAGCUGGGGCUCACGACACAUGAAGCCCAUGGACCUGUGUUUGAGCAAGUGCAGAGGAGGCCAUGAAGAUGCUCACAGUGCUGGAGCACCUCUCCUGCAGACAGGCUGGGGGAGCUGGGGCUGUUCAGCAUGGAGAAGAGAAGGCUCUGGGGAGACCUUACAGCGCCUUCCAGUACCUGAAGGGGGCCUACAGGAAAGUUGUAGAGGGAGUUCUCACAGGGACAGGUAGUGAUAGGACAAGGGGGAGUGGUUUUUAACUGACAGAGGGUGGGUUUAGGUUAGAUAUUAGGAAGAAAUUCUUCACUGUGAGGAUGAGGAUUUUAAUUGUUUUUCAUUUUAGAUUUACAAAUUGUAUACAAGUUACAGCCCUGUUUGGCACUCUGGUGUUCUAGUUUGUGGCAUGCUACUUAAGAAAGCACAUUUAUUCUUCAUUUUCAAGCUACAAACCUGGCUGUUCUCAGUAUUGUCAAGAUGGUUACUUGCAUGUUUCAGGCAUGGCCCACUAAUGCAUUACACUGGAAGCCGAAAUAAAUCACUGUACUGUUUUAUAAUAAGACAAGGAAUUUGUUUCUGGUAACAGAAAUAAAUAUUUACAUGCAGUGCUUUAGGGCACUUCUUACAGAAAGACCUUUCUUUGAACCAGCUUUAGCUGUAUGAAGUUAAUGAAGCUGUAGGAAAACACACUGGGAAGUUUUCUGCUUCACCCCUUCCUCAGGGAAGAUCAGCUCUGACAUGCUUGUCUAACCAAGACUUAGAGACCUCUAAUGUGAUUUGUUCCCGGGCCGCGAUGUUGAAGGAGAGAACAUUAAAAAGACAAUCUGCACAGAAGCUCUAGAAGAACAGGAUCCCUGUGUUUCACCACCAGACGUCAUUGCUGAGCUUAGGAAAGCUCUGACUUUCAUCACUAAGCUUUGUAAAGUUUCAGGUACUGCCAGAACUAUUGCUCAGCAAUGCUGGGCAGCAGAAUACAUCCAGAGAUCUUUAAACCUGUGUAGCGUAAAGUAUUAAAAAGGCAAUAAAGAAGGCAUGGCUCAAGGAACCUGAAAAGAAAGAAAAGAAAAUAGGAAGGGGAUAUGGCAGAAAGUCAAACUUUCUGACUGAAAUGUGCAAACUUUCUUUUAGUUGCAUGCAGUGGGGAGGUCACAGCAAGGUGCCAUAAGUAAUCCUGUUGUUUUGUUCCCUUCCCACUGACCCACAAUCCCCUUGGUUCAGAUUUCUGAAGUCAGGAACCUCAGCAGUGUUUAUGUGCAUCCAUGUUGUGACAAUUUCCCAAACACUGUACUGCUACAGGUUACUGUACUUGCCCCCUUCUUGUCCAUUUCCUGGAUUCAGGUCAAUUUGUCUUUGCUUUGGCUUCCACAGGUCCCAUGUCAUAAUAUAUGACCCUAUGUUUGCUUAUGGAGCAGUAGUGUUUGAUUCUAGACAUGACUCUGCAGAAGAGCAUCUGAAUAUACAAGAUCCUCUCUGAACUGCCCCAUCUCAGAGGGUUUUGGUCACAAAGUUGACAACACACUGGCAUGCUGCACAGGGGUGUAGCUGUCCAAGGGGAUCCACACUGAUGGUUAUUCCAAAAUCCUGUGUGCAUGACAAGGCACAUGCACUCAGGGCAGUCUUGGGGCAAUGUGACUGCCACAGGAGAGCAGGAUGUGGCAUUCCUAAAUCCUUAGAGUUUGAGGAUAAGGUCAGGGGAGUUUGAAGAGUCCAGUGUUUCUUUGAUUUAAACAGAGCUUUCUAUUGCUCAGGCUGUGCUGUAGAUCACACUGAAGAUCACAGGUUCAUAUUAUUGUAAGGUAUCCAUUUAUUCUGCAGGAGGGUUUUAAAAUAAGCUAUCAGUAUGUACACAUUCUUCUUACCAUAAGUUAUUUUGAAAAGCAGAGAUAGACUUCAGUGUGACUUCCAAAUCUAAAGCUGAAUAAACUUUGACCCAUCUUUGAA
Vidua chalybeata is the source of this 5456-nucleotide messenger RNA. It is a transcript of the gene TRMT10A, whose product is annotated as tRNA methyltransferase 10A. The record is from RefSeq and is a predicted model, not a curated record. Lineage: Eukaryota; Metazoa; Chordata; Aves; Passeriformes; Viduidae. Gene Ontology annotation, biological process: tRNA N1-guanine methylation. Gene Ontology annotation, cellular component: cytosol; nucleus; nucleoplasm. The transcript has 8 exons. The coding region runs from base 467 to 1474 and encodes 335 amino acids. Gene Ontology annotation, molecular function: tRNA binding.